Molecule: messenger RNA, 3454 nt
Organism: Trifolium pratense (red clover)
Lineage: Eukaryota; Viridiplantae; Streptophyta; Magnoliopsida; Fabales; Fabaceae
Product: protein MAIN-LIKE 2-like
Exons: 6
Coding region: 1067-3340 (757 amino acids)
Biological process (GO): meristem maintenance; meristem development
Source: RefSeq, a predicted model, not a curated record
CUCAAAAAAAAAAAAAGGCUGUAUUGAGGUUUCAGAGAUACCUUUUAGCGUUUGUUUUGCCCUCAAUCACCUGUUGUGCUAAAACCAAAUCAAAGCGACGACGGUGGAAGUCGUAUCGUCUUUCUCAUCCAUUCACAAUUGCUGUUCACACAAGGAAAACAGAAUCACACAAGGAGAAUAGAUUCUUGUAAUCAAUGAAGUAUGAGUAGAUGGCAGUCAAAGUCGAGGAUUGUCAAUUACUUCCAUACGAUUACAGGAAGGAUCCGUCCCUAAAAUCUGCAUUAUAAAUCGUUCAAUUUUCCUGGUAAAGAAAGUUCAUUUUAAACUUUGUAUAGAUUAGUUGUCAAGAUAUGUGAGCAAUAGAAAAUAAUAAACCGACUGAUUAUGGUGUUCGUUGAUGGUUUGAAAGAUACAGACGUCUAUCAAAUUGUACUUUCGGAAAUCCUUUAAUUUAUUCCAAUUCUACUAGUAUUUAGUUUGCUCCAUAAAUUUCAACAUAUGAUAUGUAUUCCUCAGGUUACUUAAGGGUCAAUUAAUUAGCAAUUAAGAAUCUGUAGGCUUUUUUCCAUUUGAUGUAUUGGCAAUUUUUCUUUCCUUCUUUAGUCUUUUGUUCUUUUAAGAGUUUGUGAUAUCCUUGUACAUUGCAUCCUCCCUUUCUUUUUGAUAAAUUUCUUUUACAAAACAAGAAAAAAUUUCAAGCUUCUGUUUUUCAUUUGAAGCCCGUUUACUUCUUGCAUUUCCUGUUAUCAUUUUCACUUCAACUAAUACACAUCAUAGCAUAUUAAUCAACUGUUUUCCUCACCAUUUUCUUUUAUGUUUUUUGGAAACAUAGAUAACAUUUUAGGAAGUUUUGAAAAUGCAAAAACAUAGUUUCAUUGUUUAUGAAAAUACAUUCUUCCUAGCUUGCCUCAUAUCGUUUUUCUAUCACAAUUAUUCACUACAAGAUUUUUCUAUCUUCUCUUAGCAAUUUAAAGUGAACCCAAAUUUUAGAUAAUUAAAAAAACAAAAAAUGUUACUAAAAAGUAAACAGACCCUUAAUUUUCUUCUUGUAUUUUAGUUGUCAAUAAUGGAAGUGGGAGCAGCGGACCCUUACACAACUAAUCCAGGACCAAUUGAUGGUUCAGUUCUAUAUGAUCAAGACAAGCAUGUAUCAAAUGCAGUUUGGGAAGGACAGCAGGAGCGCGGUGCCCUCAGAUGUCAUGAACACACUUCAAAACUUGAUCAGUGGACACUUAAGCCUAAACAGAUUGAAUUGGUAGAGAAAGCUGGAUUCGGAUACUUACGGUCAAUUCCAGCUAUUAGUCUAGACAAUCCGCUUAUAUCUGCUCUAGUUGAAAGGUGGAGAAGAGAAACAAACACUUUUCACUUGAAUGUCGGUGAAAUGACGGUAACCCUUAAAGAUGUCGCACUAUUGAUUGGGCUCGCAAUUGAUGGGGAACCUGUAAUAGGUCUUACGUAUACCUCAUGCAUUUCUGUUUGUGAAAAGUAUCUCGGCAGAGCACCCGAAUCAGGUUACACAAGUGGUGGGAUGGUGAAACUAAGUUGGUUGAAAGAGUACUUUUCUCGAUGUCCUGAUGAUGCUCCAAUGGAAGUGAUAGAGCAACAUACUCGUGCUUAUCUUCUUUAUCUCGUAGGUAGCACCAUAUUCUCCACCACUACAGGGAAUAAGGUCCCUGUAAUGUAUUUGCCAUUGUUUGAGAAUUUUGUUCGAUGUGGGCAAUAUGCAUGGGGUGCAGCGGCAUUGUCAUUCUUGUAUAGAUCACUGGGAAAUGCCUCGCUAAAAACUCAAAGCACCAUUAGUGGCUGUUUAACGCUCCUGCAGUGUUGGAGUUACUUUCACCUAAAUAUUGGACGGCCAAAGCUCAAUCUCGAUAUGAUGCAUGAUCGGUUUCCCUUUGUGCUUAGAUGGAAAGGAAAACUAAGUGGCCCAAAUGCAAAUCGCGAUUUAGUGUUUUAUCGGAAGGCUUUGGAUUCCCUAAAGCCAUGUGAUGUGGAAUGGCUCCCCUACCGAAACAUGGACAGUAUGGUAAUUCCAGAUCAUAUCAAAAGCACUUUAAUUCUUGGGAGGUCAAAGACAAUGUUAAUAUGCUUUGACAAGGCAGAAAGACAUCUUCCGGAUCGAUGCUUAAGGCAAUAUGGCAUGCUUCAAUCAAUUCCUGAUGAUGUGGAGCGAUGGGAGAGGAAGAGUAGAGGAGUUGAUAGUGGGGUUGAUUUGUCGGGGAAAAUGGAAUCAGAGCUUACUGAAUGGAUGGACCGUCAGCUCCACAUUGUUGAUGGUGAUGAGGGUGUUGAUGAAAGCGAGUACAUGGAUUGGUAUAUGAGAAUUACCCGCAGGUUCAUAGGGAGGCCUAUUUCACUGUCAUCCGAGUUUCAGAGAACGAAAAUAAACAAAUGCUUGCAGAAUGCUGGUCUGAGGGAUAUUGCACACAUAGCGGAUACUUUUUCAACAAAAGGGUUAGAUCCGCAACAAAUCGAAUCAAUAUCUCGGAUAAGAUACAUUGCACAUGAAUGUUUGAGAGACCAAAUCAGUGGUCCGGCAAUAUUAACAGCCACACCUCAAGCUGAACAUGGAAAAAGGGUAAGAGGAAAAGAAAGGGUUAGAAGAAAAGGUGGGGCGGGUAAACGAUUGCGGAAGGAAGAUGCAGUUCUAUAUAAUGCCAUUAGUGAGGAUGAACAACCUCAGUUCUAUGGCAAUGCUAUCGAGGUUGGACAAUUGCAUCUAAGUCAUAUGGAUAGAGAGAUGGAUCAUCAUGCACAAUUAUGUACUGUGGAAAGUGCAGUUAAUUCUGUCCAUAUGAUUCAUGCAGACGCCGUUGCUGAUAAUAUGCACCUCUGCGACACACACCUUGGGGUGGAUCAAUCUGAGCUAGGGUAUGAAGAUGAUGAAAACGACGACGAUGUCGCUGUCGAGUUUAACCAUGAAGAUCUAAAGCAAGAGGCUGAUGAAGAAAUAAAGGAAGAGCUUAACCAUAUCACUGGUGAGGAAAAUAUUGAGGAGCUGCAUGUAGCCAAUGAGAUUCAUCAUCAAGAUCGACGGCCGUGUGAUCAUAUCAUGAUAGAUGAUUCACAGUUUUGUGAUGUAAGUCACGACAUCAACAACACGACACUUUCAGAUGAUGUGGAUGAAAUCAAUCACACACAUUUCGGUGACGUUGACGAGGUCGAUCCACUAGAAAUCAAUCCAACUGAAGAAGAUUUUGUCAAUUCUCAACUUUCUCAUGUUAAUGAUGAAAGUGAACCAUCAGCAUCUGUUAUGGCAGGAAUAGAAGUGUCUCAACAUCCUUCUAUUGAAACUCAUGAUGAUAUUUCACAGAAAGGUGAUUGUAGUGUUGCUGUAUAGAAUGCAUAGCUUACAUUAUUUGUAGAGAAGUAAAAUGCAAAAAAAUUUAGGCAGACUUAAUUUUAUGAGAGGUGAUAUUAUAUACCAUGUAUAAUUAUUUAUAUUCAUUUUUUA